Molecule: messenger RNA, 1209 nt
Organism: Vicia villosa (hairy vetch)
Lineage: Eukaryota; Viridiplantae; Streptophyta; Magnoliopsida; Fabales; Fabaceae
Product: small ribosomal subunit protein uS2-like
Exons: 5
Coding region: 86-994 (302 amino acids)
Biological process (GO): ribosomal small subunit assembly; cytoplasmic translation
Cellular component (GO): 90S preribosome; cytosolic small ribosomal subunit; ribosome
Molecular function (GO): structural constituent of ribosome
Source: RefSeq, a predicted model, not a curated record
CUACCCUUUUCAGUUCUAAGAGAACAGAGAUCACCCUAACCGCCGCUCCGAUCUCUCUCCGACGCGCCAAUUUCUCUCCGUCACCAUGGCCGCCACCAACUCAGCCCCACCACGACAGCUCUCUCAGAAAGAAGCCGACAUCCAGAUGAUGUUAGCCGCCGAUGUCCAUCUCGGUACAAAGAAUUGUGAUUUCCAAAUGGAGCGAUACAUAUUCAAGCGCCGAAAUGACGGUAUUUACAUUAUUAAUCUUGGAAAAACAUGGGAGAAGCUGCAACUUGCGGCUAGGGUUAUUGUAGCUAUUGAAAACCCUCAGGACAUCAUUGUUCAAUCUGCUAGACCUUAUGGACAGAGAGCUGUUCUCAAAUUUGCUCAGUAUACUGGUGCUCAUGCUAUUGCUGGUAGACAUACUCCUGGUACAUUCACCAAUCAGCUUCAAACUUCAUUCAGUGAGCCCCGUCUUCUCAUCCUCACUGACCCAAGAACCGAUCACCAGCCAAUUAAGGAAGCUGCACUUGGAAAUAUUCCCACAAUUGCCUUCUGUGAUACUGAUUCUCCAAUGAGAUAUGUUGAUAUUGGAAUUCCUGCCAACAACAAGGGAAAGCAUAGCAUUGGUUGUCUCUUUUGGCUUUUGGCUAGGAUGGUGUUGCAGAUGCGUGGUACUAUUCGCCCUGGCCUUAAGUGGGAUGUCAUGGUGGAUCUAUUCUUCUAUAGAGAACCAGAGGAGGCCAAGGAGCAAGAGGAAGAUGAAGUUCUUGCUCCAGAUUAUGCCAUUGCCGAUUUCAAUGCAGCUUCUAUCCCCAAUGAUGGACAAUGGCCUGCUGCCAUUGAUCAAUCAUCAUGGAGUGAUGCAGUUCCACAGCCCAUUCCCGCAGUUCCUGCUGUAAACUGGACAGCCCCAGAAGCUGUUGCAGGGGACUGGGGUGAAGCUGUUCCUCCACCACAACAAACAGGUGCUCCCGUAGUUGAAUCUAUCCAGGCGACUGGUUGGGAAUAAGCCAGUGUUUUUUUAUCGUGAAGUCCCAUCACACAAUUUAUAUUUAUCUUUCUUGCCCCCCAAUGUAACAUCUGGAAAGGCUUUUUUGGUAGCUAAUGAACUUUUUCACUUUUGUUUUUGGGAGAACAUGAGUGGCAGAAAUUUUAUACCACCUGAGAUAUUUAGUUAAUUUGUACUUUUUUAUUUAUUGUUGAGGCAGUUUUAAAUUUAUUUUA